Molecule: messenger RNA, 319 nt
Organism: Astrephomene gubernaculifera
Lineage: Eukaryota; Viridiplantae; Chlorophyta; Chlorophyceae; Chlamydomonadales; Astrephomenaceae
Source: the annotation of a GenBank genome assembly
CAAGGAUACUCGCACUCCGCUGGCGGGGGCAGUGGUGUCGGCAGGGGCUAGUUUGGGACUCAACAUGCUCUUUUUGUACGUCCUGAACCUGGGUGUGUUGGGUGCCGCUGCCGCCACGUCCGGCGCGCAGCUGGUUUCCGCGGUGCUGCUACUGGCGGGCCUGGCAGCGGGCGGCCGGCUGCGGCGUGCCGAGCUGCUGACGCCGCCGGCGCUGCGGGAGGUGCUGCCCAGCCUGCAGCUGGGGGCGGUGCUGGCGGUGCGCAACGUGAUAUCAUUUGGUACGGUGAUGUACGCUUCCACCAUGUUCACUCGACUGGGG